CUUUCCGUUAGUUAUAGGGUGGGGUUUCCAGGCUUCUUUUCUGCAAGGGGCAUGGUUUCCAGCAUGUGAUUGGUCAAGGGGAGGACUCUUGUGGAUUUAGAGUGCUGUGAUUGGCUUUGUUUUUGCUCCGGGCCCUGUGCUCAGAUUGCGGGUUUUCAGUCAGCGCUUAGCCGGCCGAUUAGUGACAUGCUGGGCUCCGGAGGCGGUGGUGACCGAGGGCGGCUCCGUCAUUUACUACGGUCAAGUUUGGCUGGGCUUUGUGAGCUGAAGCUACUGAGAGACAGGCAGGAGAUCCGGGUGCGGAGAGCGCUACAAGGCGGAGAGGAUCUUGACCGCCAACUUUGGGAGCUGGAAAGGCAACUUGGAGAGCUGCGUCUAAGAGCAGAAAAUGACAAUGAAAAUGUGGAGUGUGAAGCGGAUGGCAUGGAGGCAAGUGAUGUAUUUGUGGAACGUUCCUCUCGAGGAGGUUUGACAGAGGCUCGAUUGCAUUAUGCAAAUGAGAGGCCCAAGAGUGCAGGUGAUAUUGUUGUUGGAUCCCAACACCCUCGCUCUUCCUCAUCCCGCCUUCUAGUUCCCCGCUCCCUCUCUGCUCCCUAUCCUUCCCCGUCAUCUCCCCCUCCCCCUCCACCACCUUCUCGUCGGGCUGAGGGCUAUAUUCUCUCUCUUCUUCGCCGCCAGCUACGCCCUCCAUAUUUGCGCUCAGCUUCUGCUGAGAGGCCACCUCCUCCUCCUCCUGCUCCCCCUCCUUCUGCUUCAGGUUGUCGAAUGGCUAAUGCUUCCUACACCCCCCCGCAUCGUGUUCCCCGCAGAAAACACCCUCCACUUCUGAAGGGCCACAGUGUGGAGGGAUCCCCACCUCGACUCCCCAGGAAAUGUCUCUCUGCAGAAGAGCCACCCCGCAAGAGAGGUGGAAGGAGGACUCCACGUUCCUUGUCUGAGACAAGCCUAAGGGACCCUAGCCACCGUGGCGAGGAAUUUAAUGAACCCAAGGGUCACAUAGAAGGUGGGGAGGGACCUAGAGGAAACACAGAAGGUUGGAUACAUCCUCGGGUCCGUGCAGAACUUUGGGGAGAGUCCAGAAGCCAAACAGAAGGAUGGGCAGAGCCUAGGGGCCUUGCACAGGAUUGGGGGGAACACAGGGGUUACAUUCAGGAAGGGGGUCGUUGCUACACAUUGGGUAGGGAAGGAAGAGCACCACCAGUAAAGAUUGGCCCACCUUGCAGGAAGUGGAGGUCCACUGCAGAAAUUAGUGGAGGAGGUCAGGAAGAAGAGUCAAGGGUGGAUUCUGAAGGGGAAGAGGAGGAAGAAGGGGAGCUGGUGUGGCCCCUUCAGUUACCACCUCGUGAUGCAGAUGGACGUCCUCAAAUGUUUAAAGUCAAAGCCUCACAAGCUCUUAAGAAAAAGAUCAUGAGAUUUCACACAGGGUCUCUCAAGGUCAUGACAACUGUUUGACAGGUUUGUUCUUAACUUACAAGUAUGACAACUGUCUGACACAGCUAUUCUAAUUUCCAUCGUACAGGCAUGCGUGCCUCAUAUAGAUAAACAGGACUUUUCAAGGUCACAUGAAUACUUCAUUGAUUAGUGCACUGACAGGCAUAGGAUUAAUGUGUGAAAUAACUGGGUUUAAUAGAUGAUUUUGCUUAAUUUAUACAACCAGCAUUUGGGCACUUCCUUCUUUCCUAUCUAGCUUUAAAAUUUCUGUAUCCUCAGUGUUCUUGUAUAUAAUGUAUUAUGUAGCUUUUCAGGGCUUUACUUUUGAACCAGCUUCACCUAAAUAAUAUCUCCGCUUUCCAAUAAAAUUCAAGGACAUUUUAAACAGCCUUACUGAUAACCAUAAUUCUAGUGAAGUCUGAGAAAUUUAACAGAUAGAUCUUUAUGCAUAACAUACUAUAAGUGAUUCUUACAAAUCGGUAAACACACUCUUACCUAUAUUUGAUUUAGACUAUGCUAGAUUAUGCUUACAUAUGUGUCACUCCCUGCCAAAUCUGAAGUCAUUUAGUCAAUUCUUGGCUCACUCCAUUUCCAAGACCUUGCACAGAUCUGAUAGUCAGAUAAGUAGUGGACCUUGGAAGUGCAGCAUCAUAUAUUUAGACAGCAAGAAUUUCCUCCUCCUCAUGAAACUCUGGACUAUAUAAGGAAUAUUACGUCAUUUUUCUGACUGCAUAAAAAAUAAUGCAUAUCGAUGGUUUUCUCUUUUGGCCAUUGACUAUACCUUUAUUAGGCCAUUACUGGAUGAUAUUAAGUAAAAGGCAUUAUUCUGACAUUUUGUCUGGAUAUAAAGGUAUAGCUGUAAGUAAUGAAAAUAAAAAAUGUUCACCAGGGUCUUAGCAAUGAUUUGCAAUUCAGUGUAUGUCUGUGCAGAUGUUUGGCAUGGGUUGUGCUUACUCUUCUGUAACUGGGCACUUUCUGUUUCUCGUGACAGUGACAUGCUAAUUUACUGAGCUGUAGGCUUCAGCCAUGAUGAGCCUUUUAGGCUAAUAGCACGAUGGGCUAAUACCAUUGCCCUCUUAGGGAAAACGUUGUCAGACAAAUACCCUUGCUUGGCCACAGCUACUUCCUAUCCAUUUAAAAUAUAAAGGUGAGGGACAGCACAGGAACACCAGAGAGAGAGAGCGAGAAUGAUCCGUGAUGGACAGCACCAGUGGCUGUCAUAGGCAGCAUGUCUCCCAUGAAAAUAAAUGUAAUGUGGGGACAGGGCAUUUUCACCUCUGCAGUUCCGCCUGAGUGAUCAAAUUAUUCUUGCAGCUGAGUAUUGCAGCAGUAAUGUUUAGCUUUUUGAAGAGGACUGGGAAGUCAGGACAGAAAUAUGCUCUUUGUUCAGUCUGUGUGUUGGAAUGUUGACAACAGCAAUUAGGUAAACAGUGGAGAUUGGAAUAUUAAACAGUCUAGAAAUAAACACACAUUGUGCUUAUAUGGUCUCAAAGAAAACGUAAUAUUAUCCUGUCCAUCUGUUAGGAAAAUGCUUGUGAGAUGUUCUAGAUAAAAGAAAUCCCAUCCCUUGUGUACUUUCCAUUGCCAGAAGACUGCAUGCUGGAAUAGACUGUGGCUGCAGGCUUAAUAUAAAUCUAGAGACAUGUGGAUUCAUUGCAUAUAGUAUGUUUGGGGUGUCUGUAGUUCAGCGACAGCUUAGGAUGAACAGAUACAUUUUCUUUUUUCCUGCAUAAAUAUGGGGCAAAAUGUUUUUCUCCAGUGCUUACAACCACUGUAGGCAGCUGUGCAAACCAGACCAGGGUCAAAUUUUACAGCAAGUGACAUCAGUUACAGUGACUUCCAGUGUGCCAUGGUCAGUUGUGGGAUGGUUGGACUUGGAAGCCAUUUUUGUCUGGACUUUCGGCUAAAAUGUCAGAAUGUCAUAUUAAUGAUUGGCUAUUGGUUUAUUAAUCCUAAUACACUUUGGGUAACCAUGAAAUCUCUAUCCUGGUAAUAUAAUUAGCCAAUGUGCCACUGGAUCUUCAUCACUCCCUAUUUCAGUAGUCCCCAACCAGUGGCUCGGGAGCAACAUGUUGCUCUCCAACCCCUUGGAUGUUGCUCUCAGUAGCCUCAAAGCAGCUGCUUGUUUUUGAAUUCCUGGUUUGCAUAAAAACCAUACGGGCUACCAAAAAGCCAAUCGCAGCCCUUAUAUGGUACCCCCAGGUAAAUUUUUCCUGUUUGUGUUGCCCAACUCUUUUCACAUUUGAAUAAGGCUCACCAGUAAAAAAGGUUGGAGAUCCCUGCCUUAUUUGAAUGGUCGUACUUAUAUAAACCAGAAGAAAAGAUUAGCAACUGAAACUGCACAUAAACUGCACAUUUCCUAUAGGGUGAAGACACACAGAGCUACUAAUAGCAGCUACUUGUCACGGCUACAGAAAUAGACAAUGCUGAUCAUUUAUUUAUAUUUUCCGGAAUUUAGUAGCCGUGACAAGUAGCUGCUGCAAAGUAGCCCCAUUUGUCUUUGCCCUUACUCAAAGUAUUUUUGUUCUUUCAGUGCAUCUACAUUGAUAAUUGAUUGGUUGGUUACUGAGAUAAUAUAUUAAGUGUCAGUUUCUUAAAAAAGAACUAAACCCUAAAAAUGAAUAUGGCUAAAAAUGCCAUAUUUUGUAUGCUGUACUUACUGCACCAGCCUUAAAAUUGUCAUCAUAUAGCCACAAUGAUCCAGGACUUCCCAAGGUAUUGUAACAUACUGUAAUAAUACAAUGGUUUUGUUUGUAUAAGGGUCUUUGUAGCCAGGGGAGUAAUAAUGGUAACUUUGUGAUCAUAAAUGGCCAAAAGGUUUAGCAGAUGUAUUAGACCCAAUAUGAAGUGGAAAGUUCACACUAGUUUUCAUAAUGCACAGAGCAUGCUCAGUAGUGGAGGGCAAAGCGUGCAUGUGCACCAGACUUCUUUCUCACAAACGUAAGGAAAGAAAGCAUAGUGUACAGUAUUGCGUAAUGAGCAUGCAUUGUAUUAUUGGCCUUUGGUUAAUAUCAGUAUUGUUUCAUUUAGUCUUUGGCUACAGUUUAUAUUUGCACCUAGGAAAGAACUUCCUUAUAGGUAGUGCUGUGUACAGAUAGAACUGUAUAUACUGCUUGUUGCUUUAUGUUUAUUCUGAUUCUGUACAUAGAUUUCCAGGCAGUGUUAUAUGUACAUAUAUGUAUAUAAAAUUGUUAUAAAUGUAAAUACUAUGAUAAUUUGUACUUUAAAUUUGUGUAAAUAAAGUUCUUAUUGCUAGUGUGGUCCAUCUCUCUACUGGUUGUGAUGGGCGCUACACUACUACACUGUCUGGCAGGUUAUAAGCCAUACCCGUAUUUGCCCCAGUGCCUCUUUUCUCCUACUGCCUUCUGUCUUCCAUGGCAGAAUGUAUGUCCCACAUAAACCGAUCCACUGCUCAGUCCUUUCUCAUUCCUCUCUCCUGUGUUCCUUCCUCUAUAUUUCCCCCUCUCUCUGUUUAUCUCCCAUCCACUAAUAAAAACCAGAUGGAGAAUA
This is a messenger RNA of Xenopus tropicalis (tropical clawed frog), 4941 nucleotides long. RefSeq names its product guanine nucleotide binding protein (G protein), gamma 8 (gene gng8). The coding region runs from base 187 to 1452 and encodes 421 amino acids. NCBI's taxonomy places the organism in Eukaryota, Metazoa, Chordata, Amphibia, Anura, Pipidae. The record is from RefSeq and is a predicted model, not a curated record. The transcript has 4 exons.